Messenger RNA from Salpingoeca rosetta, 819 nucleotides. RefSeq names its product serine/threonine protein kinase. NCBI's taxonomy places the organism in Eukaryota, Choanoflagellata, Craspedida, Salpingoecidae. Bases 1 to 819 code for a protein of 272 amino acids. The record is from RefSeq and is a predicted model, not a curated record. The transcript is spliced from 3 exons. Gene Ontology annotation, biological process: protein phosphorylation. Gene Ontology annotation, molecular function: ATP binding; protein kinase activity.
AUGAACGCCUUUGGAUGCAACAGCAACGGUGUUGAAGGGAAACCAGCUCCCAUCAACGGCAGACCAUCUCAACCAGACACGGCAUGCGCUGCCAUCCUCAGGAGCGCGCAACCACACCCCUCAUGCACACGCGUGCGCCGCGCUGAUAGCGACGAACAACGUGCUGGCCAGUGCACCCUGCAAAGCAUCAUUGAUGGCUCGUGCCCUGGAGCCAUGGAGCUGACAUCAAUGGUGUACUGUUCCUCACGGUUUCUGGCCACGAGGCACGUGGGCGAGGAGUUGAUGUUGGACUCGAAGAGCGGCAACGUGCUGGUGUCAGCUUCGCUUCGCGCCAAGAUUACGGACUUUGGGUCCAUUCGCCAGUGCUUCACACGACACAAAAACCAGCACCAGCAGCGCACAAGUCUCUCUUCCAGCCAUGAUGAUUACCCUCAGUACAGCCAGCAGGCUGGGCUGCAGACGAUGACCAGCAUAACGCUGACGGCUGGUGUGGGUACGCCACUGUACAUGGCACCAGAGGCACUGACGGGCGACAAGUACAGCUUCGAGGCAGACGUGUUUAGCUUUGGCGUGCUGAUGUGGGAGGUGGGGACGCAGCGACAACCUGAUCUGAUCGAGCAGGAGAAGGGGAGUGGGUAUCGGGGACCAAUCCUCGCCACCAUCAGCAACCUGAUGAAGGAUGGGAAGCGGUUGCGAUUCGAGGAUGGUGAAGAAGAUGCCAUCCCCGAGUGGUUCCAGUCGCUGACGUACAAGUGCAUGGCGCAGAACCCGCGUGAACGACCAUCGUUUGGAGAACUCAAGGACCACCACUUUGCUUGA